AACGGAACCAACAAAUCUGAACAAUUUUGAAAACCAUCCCAAUUCAUCGGAGCACCAAUGGAUUCUUUUGCUCUCACCAACAGUCUUCAGUUAUGCCAAACGAUUCCUCCUCCCUCCUUUCUUCCUCCCCAUCUUCUUCCUAUGGUUCUUCCUCCUCAAUUUCCCAUGUCCUCUAUCGCUUCUUGCCCUAUCAAGGAAGCUUGGAGGAGGGUUCGUCACAGGCAGAGAAUUUCUUCCCUGUGUUUCAUCUCAUUGAUUCGAUAGAAAGAAAGAAGGAAAUAUGGAUAUAAACGCGGAGCAAAACUUGUACCGCUCGCCGGAUCAUCCCGGCAUCCAUUGCUACAUUGUGAAUGUCACUUCCAGCAGCGGGCUAUGGCAGAGUGAAAAUCCGCUCACUCAAUCUCUCCCCAUCUUGGCAAUGCAGCUGGCCACCGUCAUCGUCAUCACUCGCGUCCUCCAAUACAUCUUCAAGCCAUACCACAUUCCCCCAAUCGUCGCCAAUAUCUUGGGAGGGAUUUUAAUUGGCCCAACAGCGUUAGGCAACCUGGGUUAUUUCCAGCAGAUGUUCCCUUUGAGGGCGCUGAUGAUGCUGGAAACGGUUUCAUACUGGGCCUUGACCUGCCACGUCUUCCUGCUCGGAUUGGAAACAGACGUCGCCUCUGUUCUCCGGGCAGGGAAGAAAGCGAUCCACGUCGCCGCUUUCGGCUUCCUCUUCCCCCUCGUCGCCGGUAUCGCCAUUUUCCUCAUGAUACACAAGAACCGCCCGGACGAGGAGAGCAACCAGAGCCAGUUCGUCUACUUCGCGGCCCCGCUCGCGAUGACGGGCUUCCCCGUCGUCUCCCGGAUCCUCGUCGAGCUCAAACUAAUCCACACCGAUCUCGGCAGGCUCGCCAUGUCGUGCGCUCUCGUCGAGGAUCUGGUCGGGUGGGCGUUCGUCAUCAUUCUGCUUCCCUACACCAUCAGCUUCUUGAAUGCGGUUUACUCUGCUCUGGCCAAUGUCGCCUUCAUACUGUUCUGCGUCUACGCGGUUCGCCCUGUUCUGGCCCUUUUGAUCCGCCGCACCACCGCUCACAGGAACAACGUCAACGAGCACUACCUGAGCUUCAUCAUGGUCUCUGUUUCGCUGUUCGCCUGUGCUACGGAGGUGCUGGGGACAGGGUCGCUGGUCGGAGCUUUUGUUUUUGGGGUUAUCAUGCCGGACAGAGUGAUUGCCGGGAUGCUGGCGGAUAAGUUUGAGGAUUUCAUGUCUGGGUAUUUGCUUCCUCUGUAUUUUGUCACCUGUGGGUUGAAGAUCAACCUGAAGGAGGUCAAUAGCAAUUGGGCAGGGCCGGCGUUCACGAUUCUGAUAUGUUGCUCGUUGAAGAUCAUCGGAGCUAUGAUCACCACUUCUAGGUAUAAGAUCCCACGGCGGGAUGCUUUCGCUCUUGGGCUGAUUUCUAAUACCAAAGGGAUCAUCUCCAUGUUCAUGGCAAACUUGGCCAUAGAUAAAAAGAUUUUGUCUAGCUAUGAGUACGCAACACUAGUUCUUUCCAUUGCAGUCAUGACUGCGGCUACAGGGCCGAUCAUCGCCAACAUGUACCGACCGGCCAAGCGUCUGUCUCAUUACAAACAGAGGACGAUCCAACAAGCAAAAGGAGCAGAAUCCGAGCUCAGAGUCCUGGCUUGCUUCCAUGGCCCCUACAACAUAACAGGGAUGAUCAACCUCUUCGAUUCCUCUGCAACAACCAAAGAAUCCCCUCUCAACGUGUUCGCCCUCCACCUCGUUGAGCUCACCGGUCGAGCCUCCGCGAUGCUGAUCAUCCACCAUCCGGGGAAGAGUCGAGCAGGGCGCAAAGACGCCAACUCUGAACAAAUCCUGACUGCACUAGACACUUUUGCUAGCCUCAACGACUCGAUCGAAAUGCACCCUCUGACUGCGCUGUCCCCUUUCGUCACGAUGCACGACGACAUAUGUAGCCUGGCCGAGGACAGGAGGGUGAGCUUCGUGAUCCUGCCUUUCCACAAGCCGCCGACUCGAGAUGGGAAGCUCGACGAAGAAGGCAGCACCUCGUUUCGAGGGGUCAACUUGAACGUGCUGGCAAAUGCUCCUUGCACCGUAGGACUGUUUGUGGACAGAGGGUUUGGGGAAACCCAGAAUGAGGAUUCUUCCCUGAAGCGGCAGGUUGCAAUGUUGUUCUUCGGCGGGCCUGAUGAUCGCGAGGCUCUGGCUUACGCUUCGAGGAUGGGAGCGAGUGGGGUGGUGAAUCUGCGCGUUGUAAGAUUUCAAUCGGGAAUGUUGGAAUCGAAUCAUGGGGGUGACGAUAUGGAUGGCAUCCAGGGCACAGCCGGCGAGUUCGGUGGCCUUGUGACUGCGUCUGCCUACAUAGAGAGGCAGAGAAAGCUUGACCAAAUGUGCUUGAAUGAAUUCAGGCUGAGAUCCGCGGGGCAAGAGAUGAUCCACUACGAGGAGAAGGAUGUGAAUGGGGAGGAGGAAGUGGUGUUCUUCUUGAGAGAAAUGGCCACAACACAACAGAUUGAUUUGUUCUUGGUGGGGAAAGGGGAAGGUGCCCUGCAGCCUCUGACGGCUGCUCUGUUGGACUGGUGCGAGUAUCCAGAGCUCGGCCCGAUUGGGGACUCGCUCGUUUCGAUGGACGAUUCGCGGAGCUCUGUUCUGAUCGUGCAACAGUACAUCGGGCCGGAGGAAGAAUCAGAGGAGUUGGGGGAUCAACGGCGCGAGCAUAUGGUAGAUGUGCACGAGCCAUCGGAGCACUCGAGAGAGCAUCUUGGGAAGUGGCAGGUUCCUGGGGAAGAAGAUGAGCAUCAUCUUGGCGGGUUUGAGAUGGAACCAUUUGAUAGGCACAAACGUGAUGAUGGGAUGGAUGGUUUGAAAUAUAACUAUUGAAAUCAAAUCCUCUCAAGUGUUGUUUUUAAUGUGUUAGAGAUUGAGAUGUUGGAAUGAUUGUUGGUUUCCUCAUACUAAUGAAACUAAUCUCUAAUUUGCAUUCACUUUGGUUUUUCUUAUUUGUUAUAUUGAUUAAUAAGUACAAAGAAACAAUGCACUAAAAAGUAAAAACUGAACAUGGUGUAAAUAACCAACGCCAAAUUACAUUAUAUUGAAUCAAAUUUAAUGUACUAUCUUGCAUCACCAUAAAAUUAAAUCAUAUACACCACAUUUCUUGCAGCGGCUCGAAAGGACAAAUUUAACCAUAUAAAAGAGUAGAAUAAAAACCCGAAUCCAAAUGGUUUUUUAUGGGUAUGGGGAAAAUUCUAACCUGAAUGUUGCGGGUGGUGGGUGAUUAUAGUUUUCUCACAAUCCAACCUAAAUCUGUUUGAUUAUACACAUGUAUCUACUUUGUAUGCGUUAAUUAAUAAUGAGAUGCUUUCACUCCAAAAAAAAAAAGAUGCUUUCACCAUUGAGGUUUCAUCAUCUGUGGUGGUGUCUUCUUUAUCUCUUAUAGAUAACUAUAUUUGUAUUAUUUACUGAUGAAUUCUAGGAUGCUUCAACCUUCGUCAAGAAUAUAGAGGCUUGUCGAGGCGUGUUUAUCGGGAUCGCUGGGGUCCCCGAGGUUCCACGUGUACAAAUCCGAUUUCAGAUGGGGGAAACCCAAGUAUGUGGAGGUGGCUUCGAUAGAUUGGAGGGGUGCUAUCUCACUGGCGGAGUGUAGAAAUGGGAGUUGCGGGAUCUAGGUUGGACGGGAUUUGCCAUAAGAUCCCACUUGAAUGUUGGUGGGGUAAACCUGCAUUACUUAGCCUUCAUUACAUAAAUUGAUGUACUUCAGUUAGUUGUUUUUGAACUAUAACAUCACCUAACAUAAAGAGUUUGCAUUACUUCAUCUACACUACACCUAACAGAAAGAGUUUGCAAGACUAUCAGCUACACUACACUUAACAGAAAGCGUUAUCAUUCAUUAGGACUUCUUAUAGCCUUUACACGAGUUGACCAAAACAGAACCUAACAAUCUUAGUUGUUGGCAUGUACAAAAAAAAAAUGACUCAAAUGCUUGCUUUCAUGAGUUCUAAGGCUGAGUUAGUGGAGGCAGACUUCCAUGCAAGUCCACCACAGAAGCUUGGGUUAAAGGAACUAGCGGUUGAUCUCCAUGAGGGUGGCCAUUAGCCUCAUCCAGCUGCAAAAGUUGGAACAAGUUCGAGUAAGUACUUAGGCAGUUUAUUUUCAACAAUUCCCACCGUUAUAAUUCAAGCCACUCACCCUAACAUAUUGGUUCUCAUGUUCUCAUCAACAUAAACACCCACUCCAGCAGUUGCACGACAUGGUUCCCUUUCAACGGUAGCUCGAUCGCCAACAUUCAAUCUCACAUCCUUGACAAAAAAGAGUAGUUCACAGUUAUGAAGCCUUUCACCAUUCUCACAUCCUUGAGUAAAAAGACUAGUUGCAGACUUACCUGUAUCCCUAAACCCGUAUUCAAUGGGCAUGUCCUUGAAUUAUGAUAUGGUCGUCCACACUUGGAGAAGUGUUUGGCACGUUUGGUCCUCACAUUGCUACCUUCUUUUUGGACAACAGCUCGCUUUCCUCUUUGACUAGAAUUGUUGACCUUCAAAACAAUGACAAUAGACAAUUCUAAACGCA
Molecule: messenger RNA, 4564 nt
Organism: Linum trigynum
Lineage: Eukaryota; Viridiplantae; Streptophyta; Magnoliopsida; Malpighiales; Linaceae
Source: the annotation of a GenBank genome assembly